CCGCGCCUCUGCCCCGCAGGCCCAGGCCGUCGAGUCGGUGCGGCCCAGCUCCGACGUCCAGGAGUCUCUCAAGGGCCCGCUGCCGGACGCCAUCGCCCUGCCCGCGGCACCGGCGGCGCCACCCGCGGCAGUCGGCGGCAGUGCGGGUGCCAACGGCGCGAUGCAGUCGACCAGCAACGCGCCGCGCCGCCCCAACGACAAGCUCGCCGCCAUCAAGCACAAGACGGGAGGACUGCUGCCGCACGAGCGCAGCGACGCAGCGCCGCUGGAGCUGCCCCCUUGGGACGCGGCCGCCGCCCGUGGGGAGGAGGUCGCCGACGAUAGCCAGGAGGAGGAGGACCUGGAGCCGCGGUCCACCACGGCAGUGGAGGCGCGUGCCGCCCCCGCGCCGCCGGCCCCGGUCCCCGCAGGCUCGAGCCCCGUGGCGCCGCCCCCGCCGGGCACCCGCCCCACGCAGAGCCAGGGCGUGCGGCCCGCCGGCACCGUGUCCGUGGCGCACCUGCACUGCGGCCUCGGCUACUACCGGGACCAGACCGGCCGCUGCCGCCGCGCAAGGCGCCCCUCCUCGUCCAACACUCGUAAACACCACCAUGGCACCAGGAGGCACCGACCUGCCCCCGUCCAGGGCGGCGCCAAGCCUGCCGCCGCCGCACCCGCAGCAACUCCUGUGUCCGAGCCUGUGAAGGACCUGCCGUCCAAGGAAUCCUCUGUCAAGCAGGCGGCCCCCGUUACCAAGGACACUGCCACAAAGACCUCAGCGCCUAAGCAGGACGCCAUCGUUUCGGACUCGAAGGAAUCCGUAAAGGAGGCAACCCCGAUUUCUGGCACCCCUGCCAAGGACCCCGUCGGUGAGUCGGCGAGUCCAGUGCCCGCCGCAUCGCCAUUGGCUGUCGCAGCGAAGCCCGCCGUGAAGGAGGCGGUCAAGGAGCCCGUGAAGGAGGCCCUCAAGGAGGUGGUGAAGGAGCCCGUCAGCGCGCACAAGGCCCAGCCCGUGAAGCAAGCCCCGGCGAAGCAGGCCGCAGCCGUCAAGGUGCCGGUCCAGGACCGCAUCGCCAGCAGCGGCCACAAGGCGAGCAGCACAGUCAGCGGCAACGUGAACGUGAAGGAGGCCGUCAAGAUGCAGCCCGUCCAGCUGAAGGCGCCCCCUAAGCCACCCCUGAGGGAAGCUCCCGGGGUCAAGCCGCAGCGACAGCAGCCCAACAAGCCCGUGGCAGCGGCCGUCAAGGACAAGGAGGCCCCGAAGGUGUCCCACCACCACGGCCAGCACAAGAUCACCGUCAUCAAGGAGGACACCAAGCCCCGCAGCCCGCCCGCGCCCGUCAAGGUCGCCGUCAAGGCAGCAUCCCCGACUGCAGUGGCCUCCCCUGCCACCCCCGUAAAGAAGAACUGAUCCUCUUCUCUGCGGUGUCACUGAUCGAUUUGAUUAUUGGUAAUAUUCGAUCGAUUUUUGGUGGGAUGUGCAAAGUAUGCUCAGGGGCAGGGUGAGAGUGUCUACAUCGCUCCCUUGUCUACUUUCCGUCGGAAAGUAAAUGAAGGGCCUUCUAGAUCCGCCCAUGAGAGAAGGGCGCCCUGGAGUCCCA
Messenger RNA from Frankliniella occidentalis (western flower thrips), 1580 nucleotides. Its product is annotated as transcriptional regulatory protein AlgP-like. The coding region runs from base 161 to 1390 and encodes 409 amino acids. Lineage: Eukaryota; Metazoa; Arthropoda; Insecta; Thysanoptera; Thripidae. The transcript has 3 exons. The record is from RefSeq and is a predicted model, not a curated record.